AUGUCAUACUACACAUUGGACAAUCAGGAUGAAGUAAACCAGCACUACUUAGCAGAUGAAGAGGAAGAAGCAGAAGAGGCUCGGGUGAUGAUGGUACCCAAUUUGGAGGAGGAGGAGGAAGAAGAGGAGGAGAAAGAAGAGGAGGAAAAGGAGGAGGAAGAGGGUCAGGGUCAGCCAACAAUCAACACUUGGUGGUGGAAAUUGCAGAUCGUGAACGAAUACCUGUGGGAUCCGGAGAAAAGGAUGUCUCUGGCCCGAACAGGUGUGACCUUAGUCAUUUACUUCUUUUUCUACGCCUCCCUGGCUGCUGUGAUCAUCCUCCGCAUGUACACGCUAUUUCUGACCAUCUGUCCUUACAUGCUGACCUUCACUGAGAGGGUGAAGCCUCCUGGAGUUAUGAUCAGACCCUUCGUCCAUAGCCUUAACUUCAACUUCAACGUUUCUAAACCUGACACUUGGCAGCAUUAUGUGAUUAAUCUAAAUGUCUUUCUGCAGGGUUAUAAUGACAGUCUUCAAGAAGAAAUAAAUGCAGAUUGUACCCCAGGGCAGUACUUCAUCCAAGAUGGCAAUGAGGAUGAGGACAAGAAGGCCUGCCAAUUUAAGCGCUCCUUCCUGAAGAACUGCUCUGGCCUGGAAGACCCUACUUUUGGCUACUCUACUGGACAACCCUGCAUCCUUCUAAAGAUGAACAGGGUGGUAGGCUUUUGUCCUGAGCUUGGAGAUCCUGUGAAGGUUUCCUGCAAAGUUCAGAGAGGCAAUGAAAACGACAUCCGAUCCAUCAAUUACUACCCAGAGUCAGCUUCUUUUGACCUCCGCUACUACCCUUACUAUCCCUUUCGCUCUUUGCUAAAGCAUGUUAACUACACCUCCUUGCUGGUGGCAAUGGACUUUACAGAUGUGGUAAAGAACCAAGCCAUGCCUGUGCAGUGCCAACUGAAGGGCAAAGGCAUCAUAAAUGAUGGCAUCAAUAAUCAUUUUGUGGGUAGGGUAAUCUUUACUUUGAACAUAGAAACCUAA
Molecule: messenger RNA, 1017 nt
Organism: Rhinolophus ferrumequinum (greater horseshoe bat)
Lineage: Eukaryota; Metazoa; Chordata; Mammalia; Chiroptera; Rhinolophidae
Gene: ATP1B4
Product: ATPase Na+/K+ transporting family member beta 4
Exons: 9
Coding region: 1-1017 (338 amino acids)
Biological process (GO): regulation of DNA-templated transcription; potassium ion transport; sodium ion transport
Cellular component (GO): sodium:potassium-exchanging ATPase complex; nuclear inner membrane
Source: RefSeq, a predicted model, not a curated record